UAUGGCUUAUCUGGAAAAAGAAAAAGAAAAAGAAAAUUUGUGUUAACGGACCAGGUUUCUCUCUCGUGAGCUCAGUGAUCUACUGUACGAGCAGGAAACGACUUUGGGAGAAAAACAAAAUGAUUCAUAGGCACUUUUGCAUUUAAAUCAAUGUGGCUUCCUCAUCGCCCGAUCACGAGUGAAUGAUUAUGCUGUAUUUGUGGUGAUUUGCAGACCAGCCGAAAACGAAAGUAUGCUCAAAUUUGAAAGGGGAUUAUUUUAUUCUUGACAUAAGCCAACUUCCAUUGGACUUAUAUAAUUUUCCUGACAAAUACUGUAGGAGAAACGCAAUAUUGCGAAGUCUAUAAUUCAUCUACGUACGGUGCUAACUGUGAACUAAUUCAAUUUUGUGAAAUCUGUAUAUAAAGCGUUUUGGACUGCACUCUUAAACUGCCGAUGGAUCGAGACGCCAGGAAUAAACAGUCAUAAGAGGUUCAACGAUAUAUUUCGACUCAUUCUUCGUUCGGGACUUCCACAGGCCUGUGUAAAACAGUGACUACUACUGAAGACGGUGUGCCACUUCGCGAGCCUUAUAGGGCGUGCGCGAUCGGCUGCUUCUGUUGGUUGCCACGGUGACGCCACUGCAUGCAGUAAAGGGGCCGGGCUACAGGAGGCGGAGGAGCGACCCCAUCACCACGACACCACCCCCACCGCCGUCAGGAAUGAAAGAGAAGAGCAAGAACGCGGCCAGAAGCCGCCGCGAGAAGGAGAACGCCGAAUUCCUGGAACUGGCCAAGCUCCUGCCCCUGCCGGCGGCCAUCACCUCGCAGCUCGACAAGGCCUCCAUCAUCCGACUGACGACCAGCUACCUCAAGAUGAGGCACGUCUUCCCCGACGGGCUUGGCGACGCAUGGGGAGCGGCGCCCCCUCAAGCUAAUCCAAGAGAGGCAGCGAUUAAGGAAUUAGGAUCUCACCUUUUGCAGACCCUCGACGGCUUCAUCUUCGUAGUGGCGCCGGAUGGGAAGAUCAUGUACAUAUCCGAAACCGCAUCCGUACAUCUGGGACUUUCUCAGGUAGAACUAACGGGAAACUCCAUUUACGAAUAUAUACACCCGGCGGACCACGAGGAGAUGACAGCUGUACUUAAUUUAACCCACCAACCCGUGACGCAUACACCUUACGUUAGACAAGACGAAGAAAUUGCACGAACGUUCUUUAUUAGAAUGAAAUGCGUACUGGCCAAGAGAAACGCAGGUCUUACGACAGGAGGGUACAAGGUCAUUCACUGCUCAGGAUACCUGAAGAUCAAACACUACACCCUGGACAUGGCGCCCUACGACAGCUGCUACCAGAACGUCGGCCUGGUGGCGGUCGGCCAUUCCCUCCCACCGUCCGCCAUCACGGAAAUCAAGAUGCACUCCAAUAUGUUCAUGUUCAGAGCCUCGUUGGACCUCAAGUUGAUAUUCCUAGAUGCCAGAGUUGGAGUAUUAACUGGGUUCGAACCGCAAGACCUCAUCGAAAAGACGCUCUACCAGUACAUCCACGGCUGUGACAUGCUCCAUAUGCGCUUCUCACACCAUUUGUUACUAAUGAAAGGCCAGGUGACGACCAAAUACUACAGAUUUCUGACGCGAGACGGAGGCUGGGUCUGGGUCCAGAGCUACGCGACCAUAGUGCACAAUUCCAGAUCGUCCAGACCUCACUGUAUAGUAGCAGUUAAUUAUGUCCUCAGUGAGGUGGAAGCCCGCGACGGAAGACUUUCCUGGGAGCAAGUCGGUGGCGCCCGGGGGAGCGAGGAGGCCGGGGGGUGGGGAGAGAACAUGAAGGGCAUGGCCGGAGGGCGUCUCAAAUGCCGCACGUCCCCUUACCCUUCUCCAGCGCCUACAGAAGCUCUUCAGGAUGUGCUGGAGGGACCCGGGGGCACGCCCCUCCAUUACCCGUCAGCCCUCGCACCUCCGGCCCUAGCGGCGCCCCCUACCCCGUACCCAGAUCCCCGACUGGCCUGCUACCCGACGGCGUACGAAGUCUAUGACGACCGCUACGCGAGGAGCGACCCCCAUCACUACGCCGGCUGUGGAGGCCCUCUGGAUCCCACGCCCUUAGUGGGUCCUGCGACCAACGCCGCCACAGUCUGCCACUACAGCAGCAGCAGCAGCGUCAAAGGCAGCGCGGCGGCGGCGGCGGCGGCGGCGGCGGCGGCGUCCGUCGCCGGAGCAGCAGCGCCGGGUUACGAGGAGCGUCCUUGGAGCCACGGCUCCGGGAGCUCGUCGGCGUCCGAAGACACGCGAGGGGACUACCCCAGCAACAACAACAACAACAACAAUACCACCACCACCACCACAGCGGCGUCGGCCACCGCCAUGUCGAUGUACCCGCUGCACGACUACUACAGCAGCCACUCGCACGACAAGUUCUACGUCACGGACAAGCUGCAGUAUGCCAGCGACAAGGGCCAGUACACCGAGAAGCUCCAGUACUCCGACAAGGUCCAGUACGCGGCUGGGGUGGCGGGCGCCGGAGGCGGGGGAGGAGGGGGAGGAGGAGGAGGAGGAGGAGGAGGGAGUUGCGUCCGGGGGGUUUAUAGUUACGUGGAUGCCGCCCUCACCACGCCCACGGAGGCCUCCAUGGGCGUCAGUAGCAAGAGCCACCACCACGCCCUGCAGCAACCCGGAUAUACCUCGGUCAUCGUCGACGCGCAGCAGUACCACGCGCAGAACGAAUUCGUUCACUGAGACGGAACGACGAACGUCUCUCGCCCAAAGCCUCAGAGUCGUCGAGGCGACGCUGAAAUAUUAUUAUCACGACGUCCCCGUCGAAGGGGAAUCGAAAUCUGAAGGGCGCUUUCCGAAAGCAUCGUUCAGAGAGCGGCGCUUCGAGAGCGUAAUUUUGGUAACACUCUGGAAGUGUAUGAAAGUAACGGACUUAUAUACGCCUGUAUAUCAAAAUCUCCCAAAAGCAGAAAAAAAAAAAAAAAAUGGCUCAUACAGGUGAUUCCAAAAACGGAAAUUGGUCUCUGAUAAACAACGCGUAAAAAAAAAUUAAGUGCAAAUUCUUAUUUCAAACUGAGGAGGUCAGUGGUUAUGAGUGGUCAGGUCACAAACUGCUACAUGUUGCGUUCUCGAUCCAAACACACGAAUUUUAAUGACAUUGAAAAUUAUAGCAAGUUUAAAUGAAAAUCAUACACUAUAAUUUGCAAGUUAACAUAAGAGUUUGAAAUAUAUCCUAAAAUAAUGAAAUCAUGACAUGUAACGUCAUUAGGCAAAAAAAAAAAAAAAAAAAAAAACACACAAACACAUACACAAACGACAGAUGGAUCCAUCCCGCUCUUUUUCAAAUGAAUUUUCUCUCUCCCUUAUCAUGCUGUAACAUUUUCUCACUACUUCUCUACCUGCUUCUGUGUUCCCCUGCCUCUUAAUCAGUCGUUUCAUUCAGCGCUAGGUCUUCUUACUUCAUCUCCUCCCCCCCUUAAUAUUGUUAUUGUUUCGAUUAUUCCUGGCCUAAGGUACAGCCAAUUGUAUUCGUCAGCAUCUCCACUGUCACUAUAACCGUCUUCGUCAGCAUUUUCAUUGUCACUAUCACUGUCUUCGUCAGCAUUUUCACUGUACACCAUCACUGUCUCCGUCAGCAUUGUCAGCAUUUUUACUGUCACUAUCACUGUCUUCGUCAGCAUUUCCACUGUACACCAUCACUGUCUCCGUCAGCAUUGUCAGCAUUUUUACUGUCACUAUCACUGUCUCCGUCAGCAUUUUCAAUGUCACCAUCAUUGUCUCCGUCAGCAUUUUUACUGUCACUAUCACUGUCUCCGUCAGCACCUCUACAGUCACUAUCACCGUCUUCAUCAGCAUCCCCACUGUCACUAUCACCGUCUUCGCCAGCAUCUCCACUGUCAAUAUUACUGAUUUUGCAACUUUGCACCAUCUUCACUGUCACUAACAAUGUCUUCGCCAGCAUCUCCACUGUCACUAUCACUGAGAGACGAUGUCACCUUUAUCACCAUCAUCACCACUAGCAUCACAUUCAUCAACAUUGUUUUAAUCAAAGUCACACUAUUCAUAGCAUCGCUCUCAUUGUCUGCAUAUUUACACAAGAGCUACGAUGAGAUUCCUUUGAACUAUUAAUAUUAUUAUUAUUAUUAUUUAUCAUUCAGUAGAUGAAUCCAAUUCAUAUGGAACAAGCAAACCAAAGGUGCCAUUGACUUGAAGUUCAACCUUCCAAGGAAUAUGGUGUUCAUUAGGAAGAGGUAAGAAUUAGGGUAGUAAUGCAUUGCAUUUUCGCGUGAACUUCUAAAGUUCGACAACAAAAACAAUAAUAAUAAUAAUGAGAAUGGUAACAGCACAAAACGAAAUGGCGCAUUUUCUCAAACAUUUGAAUAUUUCCACCAGGAGGUUUUGUCUAGACAUUAAUGUUUUGCUUAUUCAUGUCAGUGGAUGUCGUGUUAACGCUCCGGAAAGUUUGAUAAAACGCUAUAAAAAAUUAUACAAAUAAAAAAGACGAUUCCGUGGCAUAGAAAGGGACAAUAAGGCACGAAAAAGCUCCUUAAAAAAGCUUCCAUUAAAAUUGUAGCAAAUAUUCAACUUUCUUUAUUAUUAGUUACGAUAAUUUUCUUUGUUCUCAGACUAUUCUGAAAAUGAUUAAAUAAAAUUCUUAUUUAUUCACCUCCACAAAACCGUGUUUCACGAAUUCGGUACCUAAAUUAUGCAAUAAGAUAAAAAUUUAAGGCUUAAAUAAUCGCAUAUACGUUUUGCCUAUAACUCAAGAUAGAUAGUUUAGUUAUGCUAAGUUAUUGAUUCUUCGAAAGCCGGGAAUGUUCACGAUUCUUGACGAAGAAAUUCACGUCAUUCAUCAACCAACGAUACGAAUCUGAGAUAUAGUAUUGGUCUUAUCCUUUACAGCUGUUAUUCAAUGAGCAAAACUCCCUUUGUUUUAAUGGAAAGCUAGAUCAAACAGAAGUAGGGUACGAUAAUGAAGGAAAAAAUAUUUAUAACACUUGCUUUUGAUUGCAGCGAGUCCCUUUCAAUACCGAACGUGUUAACUCUGAAAAACAGUUCGGAUUUUUUUUUCAUUCCCUCCAGUGAUUAGUGUGGAUUUUAUCGUGGACGUUUUAACACAUAUACACAUUCUUGAAAAGUCAUUGACUCCUUGGCAGAAAGCGAGGAAGAUCGGUUCUUUAGUGCCACAAGUUGCAAAAGUGUUCAGUUAGGUGACCUUUUCCACAUAACCAAGGACUUCUCAGCUGGUUUUCAGUAAAUUUUAUGUAUAUAUAUACAUUAUAUAUAAAUAUUUGCAUUAAGCUACAAAUGUCCAUUAAUAUCCAAUGCGCACUACCUCGGAAUUAAUAUAUUUUCAUAUAUGUUAACCAAAGGGGAUUUUUUUAGCUGAUAAUAAUCCCCCUUUAGUUAACAUAUAUGAAAAUAUAUUAAUUCCGAGGUAGAACGAAUUGGAUAUUAAAGGACAUUUGUAGCUUAAUGCAUGUAUAUGAAUCACGGUGAUGUGACAAAAAUUCAUAC
Messenger RNA from Macrobrachium nipponense, 5486 nucleotides. RefSeq names its product single-minded homolog 1-like. The transcript has 11 exons. Gene Ontology annotation, molecular function: RNA polymerase II transcription regulatory region sequence-specific DNA binding; DNA-binding transcription factor activity, RNA polymerase II-specific; protein dimerization activity. Bases 702 to 2711 code for a protein of 669 amino acids. The record is from RefSeq and is a predicted model, not a curated record. Gene Ontology annotation, biological process: regulation of transcription by RNA polymerase II. NCBI's taxonomy places the organism in Eukaryota, Metazoa, Arthropoda, Malacostraca, Decapoda, Palaemonidae. Gene Ontology annotation, cellular component: nucleus; cytoplasm; transcription regulator complex.